AUGCAUCUUGAAAAAGUUUCAAGUGUUCAACCUGGUAAAGAUGUUCAUGAAAUAGUUGCUUUAACUUUUGGUCAAUGGAAUUUUGCUACAAAAAAAAUUAAGAGAAUGUUAUAUUGGAUGCCAAAAAUUAGGCAUACUAAUAAAUAUUUAGAUAAACGAGAAAUAGAUAAUAAGAAAUUAAAUGCAAUGGAAUUGGCAGAGUUAGCAUUAAAAAUGAUGUCUCGUGAUGCAGGAACAAAAAUUUCAGAUGCUCAAUCUGUAGAUAAAAAUGGCAAAGUAUCAUUUAUUGUUAUUGUUUUAUCAUGUGUUGAUCCAGAAUAUAGAGAAAAUGAAUCAACACUUCUUGAUAAUGAUUCUUAUUAUAAUUUAGAUGAUAUUGUUUAUGGUAUUGAAAAAGAAUUUAAAAAGACAAAAAAUAUUCAUCAACAAGGAGGAAAAGUUAUUUUAGCUUUAGCUGUUCUUGAAGAUAAUAGUAGAGAAUCUGCUAUGGCAUGGAUGAAGCACCUUCAAGACGAUAAUUCUAAUUUAGAAAAAGCAACAAUACUUUUUAGCUCAAAAACAAGUGAUGUAGAUGUUAUUUAA
Strongyloides ratti is the source of this 582-nucleotide messenger RNA. Its product is annotated as Evolutionarily conserved signaling intermediate in Toll pathway, mitochondrial. The record is from RefSeq and is a predicted model, not a curated record. Bases 1 to 582 code for a protein of 193 amino acids. Gene Ontology annotation, cellular component: mitochondrion. Lineage: Eukaryota; Metazoa; Nematoda; Chromadorea; Rhabditida; Strongyloididae. The transcript is spliced from 3 exons.